AUGAAUCAAUCUCAUGCAUUGAAUGAUGACAAUCACAAUGACUUUGGAAGUGUUGGGGAUAGAAUAGAAGCAGAGACAGGCGAAGAUCAAGAUGAAAUCCUAAAUUUGUUAGAAGAUGUUUACAUGGGGACUACCAUAAAUGAUGAUGAAAAUGAAGAGGAUGAGGAGGACGGUGACAAUGACAAAGACAAUGACGAUGAUGUGGCUAACAAUGUUGAAAAAGAGGGCGUGCCCAACUUUAACAAAUUGUUGAAUGAUGCUCAAAGAGAGUUAUACCCUGGGUGUCGUAAGUUUUCUCUUUUAUCAUUUGUUGUUAAGAUGCUUCAUGUGAAGGUGUUGAAUAAGUGGAGCAAUAAGUCUUUCAACAUGUUGUUGGGGAUAUUAAAGGACCUUCUACCGGUAAGUGAUCAAGUGAUUCCAUGGACCCUUUAUGAAGCCAAAAAAUUCUUACGUGCCUUAGGCUUAGGAUAUGUGUUGAUUCAUGUAUGCAAGUAUGAUUGUGCACUUUUCUGGAAAGAGAAUGCAAAUUUAGAGAAUUGUCCGAUUUGUCAAGAGUCUAGAUACAAGUUGAAUUAUGGAAAAGAUAUGAGAUGGCAUAAAGAGAAACGAGUAGAUGAUGGGAUAUUGAGACACCCGGCUGAUGGUGAGGCAUGGAAGGAUUUUGAUAGGCAACAUCCUUUGUUUUCCCAAGAGAGUCGAAAUGUGAGGUUAGGGUUGGCCACUAAUGGUUUCAAUCCUUUUAGAAACAUGAGCAACUCGUACAAUAUGUGGCCUGUGAUUGUUAUGCCUUACAACUUGCCUCCUUGGAAAUGUAUGAAACAAUCAUUUAGUAUGCUGUCAUUGCUUAUCCCUGGACCACAAGCACCAGGGAGAGAUAUCGAUGUUUACAUGCAACCAUUAAUUGAUGAGUUGAAGGAGUUGUGGGAAGAUGGUGUGCUUACUUAUGAUGCCUCAAUUGAAUUAAGUUUUCAAAUGCAUGUAGCUGUUAUGUGGACAAUUAAUGAUUUUCCUGCAUAUGGCAACUUGUCAGGAUGGAGUACGAAAGGUUAUUUGGCUUGUCCCACCUGUAACAAAAAUGCUUCCUCACAACGGUUGAGAGGUAAGAUAGGGUACACAGGCGCUCGUCAUUACCUGCCUGAUGACCACCCUUGGUGGAGGAGUCGACUUUAUAAUGAUAAGACUGAGUUCCUGUCAAGACCUUUAGAGUUAUCAGGGGAACAAAUCUUAGAACAAUUGGAUUCAGGGACAUUCAAACCAUUUGGAAAGCAUCCAACCAAUAAGAAAGAAAAAGGAGAAAUCUAUUUUUGA
Camellia sinensis is the source of this 1308-nucleotide messenger RNA. Lineage: Eukaryota; Viridiplantae; Streptophyta; Magnoliopsida; Ericales; Theaceae. The record is from RefSeq and is a predicted model, not a curated record.